AGUUGUAGUCGGCCAUCCGUGAAAAGGAGGCAUCGCAAAAAUUUUUGGGAGUCUGUAAUAUAGGUAAGCAACGGAAAAAAAUGCAAAUAUCUUAACGCUAAUACGAAGUCAUGAGCGAAAACGAAGCACGUGUUCGUUUCUACUCUGUUUUGCGGGUCUAAUAUGCUAAAUAGGGCCUUCAUCACGAAGACAACAUCGGGCGAGCUCGGAUUUCGUAAUCGGAAAUCUACCCGAGAUGACCUCCUUCUGACGGAUGUCGGAGUACGCUUUCCCUACCCACCCUACCAUCCUCAAUAUAUAUAGACAACAACUAUGGCGGACGGGGAAGAGUUAAGGAAUUCACAAGGAUGUUGCAAUUGUGAGUGGAUAGUGAUCACGGUGGAAGGAUGGGUGAAACUCAUCGAGACGGUAGCGACUUUCUUAGCGGCUGUUCUCACGCGUAGCUUUGCGUACUAUAGCGCCAAGAUGGAAUACAAAUAUCAAGUCGGCGUAGCCACGUGCGCGUGCAUCUUGGUGUUCCUGCACAUCAUUAUCAGAAGCUUACGAUGCUUCGAGAAGGUGCUACCACUGCUUGGAAUGAUCGGAUGUUUUCUUCUCUCGGUAACCUUAUUCGUUGGCUCUGGAAUUGUGUACCAUGAUGGCAACAUAUAUAAGGGAGGGGAUGUAAUGAUUGCAUCAGGCAUUUGUGGCUUCAUAGCUGCUAGUUUGUUCUUCUGUGAGGCGAUUUAUUAUCUCUUUGCCCUCGUUUGUCGCCGAUCACCUCCACGCCACGAUGAUGGGGUGACUCUAACUACAGAAAAACAUGGUCCGGCAGAAGAUCCUGCAAGUGCAGUGGUUUAGCGAGAACUGAGAUAAACAGAAAGAACUUGAUGCAUACAGAAAGAUGUUUAAGCUUCGAAUUAGAAAAGAAGGUGAUUACUACGAGAUAUUAUCUCAUAGUAGAAUGUUGUCUAUUAUUUUGAUUUACCUAUUUGAGAAACAAAAAAAGUAUUUAGGACGUCUGAAACAGAGAAAUUUAUCGUAGGUUUGAUAAAAUCAAGCUUCCCUCGCUGUCAUUCAACCAAAGUUUACGUUAGGUCGCCUGACACUCGCCAAGUAUUUCCGGCGAGUUACAUGCGUUCUUAUGUUGUUGUUCUAUUUCUGUUUGAGAUUAAAUUAUUAAAAUAAAGCAGUUAACA
Molecule: messenger RNA, 1178 nt
Organism: Pocillopora verrucosa
Lineage: Eukaryota; Metazoa; Cnidaria; Anthozoa; Scleractinia; Pocilloporidae
Source: RefSeq, a predicted model, not a curated record